This is a messenger RNA of Misgurnus anguillicaudatus (oriental weatherfish), 2998 nucleotides long. It is a transcript of the gene tgm1l3, whose product is annotated as transglutaminase 1 like 3. Gene Ontology annotation, biological process: peptide cross-linking. Gene Ontology annotation, molecular function: protein-glutamine gamma-glutamyltransferase activity. The record is from RefSeq and is a predicted model, not a curated record. Lineage: Eukaryota; Metazoa; Chordata; Actinopteri; Cypriniformes; Cobitidae.
GGGACAAUUUUUCACACACUUUAAUUAAUCAUGUGAAUGGGCGGGGAUGGAGAAGAGUAUAUAAACCCAGGGAUUGAUGAGAAAUGUUACAGCGAGGUUCCAGUAAGAUCUUCACUUACUCUUGAGAACACUUCCUCUGUUACCAAACAUUGUCCAGGUGCCUUUAAAUUCAUCAAGAAAGAAGAACGACAAGCACCAUCAUGUCUUUUGUAAAGUGUGGCGCGAACAAGAACUUCUGCACUAUUGGUCGCUUCCCAGACUUCGCACUGGAGCCGUAUCAUUACCGGAAUUGGCCGUACUAUGUGCCAGUUUGCGAUAACCCUUUUGCCAAACCCUGUGUGGACCCAUGUGCCAAACCUUUUGUGGAUCCGUGUGCCAAACCCGUGGUGGAUCCGUGUGCCAAACCCUGUGUGGACCCGUGUGCCAAACCCUUUGUGGAUCCGUGUGCCAAACCUUGGGUGACCCCUUGUGUUGACCCUUGUGUGAAGCCUUACCCUAACCCUUGUGUAAAUCCUUGUGUUUACCCUUUUGUCAACCCUUGCUUCGAUUACGACUGUAAGAACGUCGUCCUCAAGGACUGUGCAGAAAGUUGCCCAAAUCCUUGUGAUGUGGUACUGCAGGUACGUUCCGUUGACCUCAUCAAAUCCUGGAACUGUCAAAAUCGUCUGGAGCAUCACACCAAUGGUUACCGCAGCGAUCACCUCAUCAUCCGUAGAGGACAAUGCUUUCAAAUGUGUGUCGAGCUGUCCCGACCUUUCAAUCCAAAGGUCGACCAACUUCACCUGGAGCUGAGACUUGGUAAGGUACCAUCGGUCCGCAACGGCACUCUGGUCAUUGUUCCAUUAGUGAACGAAUUCAAGAAAACGCACUGGGAGGCCAAGAUUGUCGAGCAGUCGUGCAAUCGCAUCAAACUGUCUGUUUACUCCCUCGCUACGGCACCUAUUGGACGAUACAAUCUUACCGUAGUAACAAGUGGCCCAAGGGGGCGGGCUUCUUCAGUAUGCAGCCCAUGCAAUGACAUCUACGUGCUGUUCAACCCUUGGUGUAAAGAUGAUUCCGUGUACCUGGAUGAUGAGGCACAGAGAAAUGAGUAUGUGCUGAGUGACGUGGGCAGUAUCUACUAUGGUGCUCACUGUCAGAUCUCUUCAAGAACCUGGAACUUUGGUCAAUUUGAAGCAGGAAUCUUGGAUGCAUGUCUCUAUGUGCUGGAGAAAAGCGGAGCCCCCUGCUCAGGAUGGGGAGACCCCACUAAUGUUGCCAGAGUGCUGUCUGCCAUGAUCAAUUCUAACGAUGACUGUGGUGUGUUGAUGGGUAACUGGUCAAAUUGCUAUGCUGGUGGCAUCGCUCCUACAUCCUGGUGUGGCAGCAGUGCCAUCCUGAAACAAUACCACAAUAGUGGAGGAAUCCCGGUUAAAUAUGGACAGAGUGUGGCCUUCGCUGGAGUCACCAACACUUUGUUGAGAUGCUUUGGUAUUCCUGCUCGUCCUGUUACGAACUUCAGCUCCGCUCACGACACUGAUGUGUCCAUGACCACAGAUGUUUAUUUUGAUGAGAACUUUGAGCUGAUCGAUCACCUGAACCGUGAUUCAAUCUGGAACUACCACGUGUGGAACGAGGCCUGGAUGGCCCGGCCCGACCUGCCAUGCGGUUUCGGGGGUUGGCAGGCGGUUGACUCCACACCUCAGGAGACCAGUCAAGGUUUUUAUCGCUGCGGCCCCACCUCUGUUGCCGCGGUCCGCAGCGGGCAGGUCUUCCUCAAAUACGACACACCAUUCGUCUUUGCUGAGGUGAACAGUGAUAUCGUCUUCUGGCAGCGCACAGCUUGUGGGACCUUUGCUGUGGUCCACGUUGACAAGAACGCAGUGGGUCACUGCAUCAGCACCAAGGCUGUCGGCACAGACAAACGCGUAGAUAUCACACACCACUACAAACAUCCUGAAGGUUCAGAGGAGGAACGCAAAGCCGUGGAAACAGCCGUUCGUCACGGUUCCAAGCGCUGCGUGUAUCCACCACCUUGCGUUGAGGAUGUCAUCUGUGAAAUCAUCAUGCAGAAAGAAGUGGUAUAUGUGGGAAAGGAUGCUGUGCUUUCAAUCGCUCUGAAGAACAAAUGCAGCAGCGCUCGCACCAUCACCCUGAAAAGUCAGGUUUCAGCCGUGUACUACACUGGAGUGCACAAGGCCUUAGUGAAGAAGGACCAGACCUGCUUUGAGCUCAAGGCUUCUGAAUCCAAAGUCAUGGAGUGGACCGUGCGAUAUGAGGAUUAUAAGUGUCAUCUGGUGGAUCAUGCAUCUAUGUUGCUGACUGUCGUUGGACAGGUUGUUCAGACCAAGCAAGUUGUGGCCAGGCGGUUUAACUUCAGGCUGUGUACACCAGAACUUGUUAUUACUCCUGGAUCUGAUUGCGUGGUGGGCAGAGAGGUGCCGUUCAAAAUCACAUUCCAGAAUCCGCUGUCCUGCGUGCUAAAGAACGCCAUUUUCCGUUUUGAGGGGCUGGGAAUGAAGCAGUGCAGAAUGAUCAACUAUGGUGAUAUUGCAAGCUUGGCCACAGUGAACCUGAUGGAGAAAUUCAUUCCCAAGUGCCACGGUCCAUAUAAACUCCUGGCAUCACUCGACUGUCCUCAGCUGACUCAGGUCCAUGGAGGCUGCAACGUUGUCGUCAGAGAAAAGUGAAAAUGCACUCGGAUAACCAAAGGAGUUGCAAUAUAUGGCCCUAAAACCGUUCUCUGUGCUUUUCAUAUGAUUGAUUUGCAGAAUUAAAAUGAAUCUUUUCAUCUUAUGUAACCUAUAUACUCUAUACUAAAGGGUGCAGUUAAUCAUGAGCUUAAAAGAUGAUUUAUGCAAGUCACUUUUUAAGGAUAUGGGGUUGAUUUUUGGUGUCACAAUGAUUAAGAAAGUUGUAGGUUUAGUCUACCCAAGUGAAAGUUUGUGGUUAUGGUUUGAUAUUUUUUUUCUUCUUAGCUGGAUAAAUAAUCUGUGUUGCAUCAAUAAAAGUCUUUCAA